CGGAUUGUUGGCCUUAUGUAACUAUUAUAGAUCAAGAUAAUUUAAAAGUUGAAUAUAAUGGACCAGGAAGAACAUCAUCAGAUGCUGCCGCAAUUAGAACUAAUAAACCUAUUCCACCAGAAGUUGGUUUAUAUUAUUUUGAAAUAACCGUUUUGAAUAGUGGAGAAAGAUGGGUUCAUGGUACAAUUGGAUAUCAUGGAGACAAUGGUCGUCUAUAUCAUGAACGUGGAACAGGGGAAUUCUUUGGUCCUUGUUACAAUGUUGGAGAUACAGUUGGUUGCGGAAUUAAUUUUCUCAAUAUGGAGAUUUUUUUUACAAAAAAUGGUAUAAACAUAG
Racocetra fulgida is the source of this 336-nucleotide messenger RNA. Lineage: Eukaryota; Fungi; Glomeromycota; Glomeromycetes; Diversisporales; Gigasporaceae. The record is from the annotation of a GenBank genome assembly.